AUGACGACCUCAACUGCUCCUGCCGCUGUCGAUACGACAAAGGGUGAUCUUCCCCCCAACGAAGUCACCCACGUUGAGGGCACCGACGGCGAUGCUAUCGAUGCUGCCAAGGCUGUCAACUUCGUCACGGACAACUCGCACGAAGUGUCCAACUAUGCGAAUUGGACAUUCUGGCAGACCCUAAAACACUUUUGGCGCGCUAUGGCUAUCUCGUUUGCCUGUGGUAUCUGCGCCAUGGGCGAUGGAUAUCAGUACAAGAUGCCCGGCAACAUCGUUGCCCUUAAGGGCUUUAUCAAGCAGAUGGGCUAUGAGGAUGCCAAGACAGGCGCAUACAAGCUUGAUCCGCAGCAUGUCGCGGCCUGGGGUGGUGUAUACGCCGGUGCUCUAGUCGUUGUUCUUCUUGUUGGUAACUGGCCAGUCGACCGCUUUGGUCGUAAGCCAGCGCUGUGGGCUGUACAGAUCUUCAUGAUCAUUGCCGCUAUCAUCGAGAUUUUUGCCACCAACUGGACUCACUGGCUUGCAGCUAAAAUUCUCAAUGGUUUCUCGGUCGGCUGCAACCAGAUGACUGCUACCACUUACAUCUCCGAGAUCGCCCCUACUCGGGCGCGUGGUGCAGCUCUUGGAUUUUACCAACUCUUCAUGCCCGUUGACAAAUGGCGUCACGCAGUCUAUUCAAUGUGGUUCUUCGUUGGGGCCGCCAUCAUCGUUCUGCUUCUCAUCCCCGAGACGCCCCGUUUCCAUGCCCAGAGGGGGAACCAUGAGAAGGCUAAGAAGAUUAUGAAACAAAUCUAUGGCAAUGUUCCAAACUACGAUCUCGAGCAUGAGUACUCGAUCAUCCUCAAGGAGAUCGAGGAUGGAAAGGUGCUUGCCAAUAAUCAGAAGGGUGUCACAGUAAUGGACUGCUUCCGCGGUACAAACCUUCGCCGAACGAUCGUUUCUCUCGUGCCGUUCAACAACCAGCUUUGGGACGGUGCCCCGGUGCUCUUCUCGUACACCUCGUACUUCUUCCAAAUGGCUGGCAUCGCGAAGCCAUUUAUCGCCACUGUUGCCGUUAACAGUGUCCUCGUCGCCUUUGUCGCUAUCAGCUUUUACACCACAGAGCGCAUCGGUCGUCGUCCAUUGCUUGUCUACUGCGGCGCGUUCAUGGUGCCACUUCUAUUCAUCAUUGGCGGCAUCAUGAAACUGCCCAAAAGUACCACCAAUGGUUCUGCCAUGAUUGCCAUGUCUUGUAUUUGGGUCGCAGCCUACUCUUCAUCGGCAGGGCCUUUGGGCUUUACUUUCCUUGCCGACUGUUCUACUGCCAUCCUCCGAGCCAAGACUGCCAAUAUGGGCGCGCUCGCAUUUGCUCUCCUGUCUCUGGUCACCACCUAUUGUACGCCGCUCAUGCUAUCGUCUCCCAACUUUGGCGUCUCGGCCACUAUGUUCUUCUACGGUUCGACUUCGGCGGUCUUUGUCGUGAUUAUGUGGUUUGUCAUUCCCGAGACCAAGAACAGGUCUUAUGUAGAGCUCGAUGAGAUGUUUGAGCUCCACGUUCCGACUAGGAAGUUUGCCACUUACGAGACCUCGAUUGAUAGGGCUAAGAGGGCCGCAUGGGGCAACGCAACUGAAUCGGUAUAA
Phaeoacremonium minimum UCRPA7 is the source of this 1617-nucleotide messenger RNA. RefSeq names its product putative sugar transporter protein. The record is from RefSeq and is a predicted model, not a curated record. The transcript has 6 exons. Gene Ontology annotation, biological process: carbohydrate transport; transmembrane transport. Bases 1 to 1617 code for a protein of 538 amino acids. NCBI's taxonomy places the organism in Eukaryota, Fungi, Ascomycota, Sordariomycetes, Togniniales, Togniniaceae. Gene Ontology annotation, molecular function: carbohydrate:proton symporter activity. Gene Ontology annotation, cellular component: membrane.